Solanum lycopersicum (tomato) is the source of this 1815-nucleotide messenger RNA. The record is from RefSeq and is a predicted model, not a curated record. NCBI's taxonomy places the organism in Eukaryota, Viridiplantae, Streptophyta, Magnoliopsida, Solanales, Solanaceae.
UCCACCCCUUGACCACCAAGCCACAUGCCCACACCUUGGGUGCAAGUUAGUGAUACAAGUUAGCUUCAGUAUCGUGACAAAUUGAAAUUUGUGGUAGCUGCAGUAAAAGCGCAUUUUAUGAAGUGUUAACCUGACCCUUUCACCUGUGACAAAUCAACUGGAAACUGUGAUUGGAGUCGUGGUUUAAAGAUGAUGAUUUGAAGAUACAUUCGAUAGAGAAGGGUGUCUUAGUUGCCGAUACCAAGGUGAAUGAAACAUUCUACCUGGCAAGUGGCAACAACAAAAGCGGAGUUUGGCACAUGCCAAAGGGGGGAAAGCAAGGAGGGAUUCCACUUUGGAAAGGAAAAGGACAGUACCAAACAAAGGACCCUGGGGCAAGCUUUCCAGUGUCAAGUCCCGAGGGCUUGUGGAGCAUUCAUCAUUGCAGAUAUGUUGUUUAGCUCAAGCCUUUUCGCAAUUGUUGGGGCUGGUGAACAGUUGCUGGAGCAUUUAUUAUAGUAGAAAUGUUGUUUAGCUCAAGCCUUCUCGCAAUUGUUGGAGCUGGUGAACAGCCGUCUUUGUCGCCUCGAAGACUGUGUUUGUUUAAUACUGUGACUGGAGUAGCUCUUGAGGAACUAAACUUCUUAACUUCUAUCCUUGCUGUUCGCAUGAAUAAGAAAAGAUUGAUUGUCAUAUUGCAGGAGAAGACAUUUAUUUAUGAUAUAAAUAGUCUUAAGAUACUGGACACAAUUGAUACGGUGCCGAAUCCAAAAGGACUUUGUGCAUUUUCACCCAGCUUGGAUGGUUCAUUUCUGGCCCUUCCAGCAAGUACAACCAAAGGAUCUUUGCUAGUCUAUAAUGUUUCCGAUCUCCGUUUGCACUGUGAGAUAGACGCUCAUCGCUCACCAUUGGCAGUCUUGAGUCUUUCAUCAGGUGGAACUCACAUUGCAACAGCAUCUGAACAAGGGACCAUGAUCAGAAUUCAUCUCGUUUCAGAUGCAACUAAGCUGAAUGGAUCUGAUCGUGUCCAUUUGCAGUCAUAUAGCUUCAGGAGAGGAUCAUACUCUUCAAAUAUCUUUUCUUUGUCAUUCGCGCCAGCGACAGAACUUCCAGAUAUUCUUCUUGCAACUAGUUCUUCUGGUUCUGUUCAUGUUUUCUCUUUGGGUUCACCCCCAAAUCAAAGGUCUUCUGGUCUUCUAGGAUCAAUAAAAGUACCUCAUACUAUUAACGAUGCCCUGGAUCCUGCUCAGCAUUGUAUAUUGCAUCACGCUGUCCCCGCUGGAGUGAGAAGUAAUACGUUGAUCCGCAAAAUAGAGAAAUUUGAGGAGACAGCAACACCUGAACACGUGGUACUAAGAGCCACUAUACCUAUGAUCACCUAUGGCGGAUACUUCCUGGAGUACGUCUACAACGUCAACCAUCAGAACAAGUCUUCGUGGACCUUGGAACGAGAAUUCAAUCUUCUAUCAGCAGAAACAUCCUCGUUACCAUGAAACUAAACACUCUCCAUGCACCAAAUGUAAGCUUCUUCGAACUUUAAAGCUGAGACUGCAGCACGUCCUGCUCGAGUUGCCAUCCUAUCGAUUAAUGUACAUUUCAGGAAGAAAUGCUCCUUGGCUUGUCCAGUAGAGAACACAAAUGACAAUUUGUCCAAAAAUGUAUAUGUUAUGUGCAUAUAAAUCUAAUUUUCUGCAUCUAUGUAACACAAUUGUAUAGUCAGAAGAAAACUGAAAAUUGUUAAAUUUUUGCAAGUUCAUUGUAACAAUAUUAGUCUUGUUAUACAUUGAAAUGUAAAUUUACUUGUGUUCUUAAUCAGUUGUCGUUGUGUGAUUAGGA